This is a messenger RNA of Erigeron canadensis, 914 nucleotides long. RefSeq names its product heme-binding protein 2-like. The transcript is spliced from 2 exons. The record is from RefSeq and is a predicted model, not a curated record. Bases 80 to 727 code for a protein of 215 amino acids. NCBI's taxonomy places the organism in Eukaryota, Viridiplantae, Streptophyta, Magnoliopsida, Asterales, Asteraceae.
UAAGUUGGUUUACCGGUUGAAUAAGAAAAUGGAAAUCAUUUCCAAGUCGUCCUUCCUUCAAUCAAAUUAACUAGUGCAAAUGAAGAACCUUAACACAACGGAGAAGAUAAAAACAUUAGCGAUGGUAAGCAUCUUAUUAUUAUUAUUAUUAGGGCAUCAUAGCAAGGCUUAUGAAUCACCAGAUUACACCGUCAUCCAUUCCGAUUCCGAUUUUGAGAUCAGAUUGUAUGAACCAUCCGUCUGGAUGACCGCUCCCGUCAAACAAACUAACUUCCGUCAAGCUACUAACAAUGGCUUCCAUAGGUUGUUUCAAUAUAUCGAAGGUGCGAAUCUGAACAAUUCUCGGGUAUCAAUGACUGUGCCCGUGUUAACAAGCCUUGUCCCAGGACUUGACUCAUCAGCAUACAUAGUUCAAUUCUACCUGCCUGCUAACUUCCAAGCGACGCCUCCACUUCCUCUUCCUGAACUUAACCUCAAACCCGAUUCAUGGCCUACCACUUGCAAAGCAGUCCGCCAGUUCUCUGGUUUUGCCAGAGAGAAGAAUACAGUUAAAGAGGUUGAGAAGCUAACCACCAGCUUAAGCGGGUCACAAUAUUCUACUUCUUCCUCUAGUGAGUUUGCAUACUCAAUUGCACAAUAUAACUCCCCGUUGAAGUUCUUUGGCAGAGUAAAUGAAGUUUGGAUGGAUGUUGAGGGUUGUGAAUCUAAUAACGUAGCUGCUUAUUAGACCUUUGGGCGGGUUUCGCUUAGCUUUUUGAUAAGCUGGCUCAUGUUAACUUACACCACUAGGUUAGUACUUAAUACCACCUGGCUUGUAACUUGUUUCUGUUUCGUUUGUAAUUACUUGUAUAGUGAAAUAAUAUCAAUGUCCAGGCUGUUGAACGUAUCUUACCUAAUGCACAAAGUUCCUGCAA